This is a messenger RNA of Rhagoletis zephyria (snowberry fruit fly), 6928 nucleotides long. It is a transcript of the gene Pcf11, whose product is annotated as Pcf11 cleavage and polyadenylation factor subunit. NCBI's taxonomy places the organism in Eukaryota, Metazoa, Arthropoda, Insecta, Diptera, Tephritidae. Gene Ontology annotation, biological process: mRNA 3'-end processing; termination of RNA polymerase II transcription. Gene Ontology annotation, molecular function: RNA polymerase II complex binding; mRNA binding. The record is from RefSeq and is a predicted model, not a curated record. Gene Ontology annotation, cellular component: mRNA cleavage factor complex; cytoplasm.
UUUAUUUCAGGCAAUCACUCAAAAUGGAAGUAUCUGUGAAAACUCAAGAUGAAAAUGAAGCACGUGUCGCAGAAGAAUAUCUCUCCAGCUUAUCCGAUCUUACUUGCAACAGUAAACCAUUAAUAAAUAUGUUAACUAUGUUAGCAGAGGAAAACAUCGCUUGUGCACCAAUUAUAGUCAAAGUGGUUGAGCAACACAUCGCUAAGGUACCGCCAGAUAUAAAGUUGCCUUUGCUAUAUUUAAUAGAUUCUAUCGUGAAAAAUGUUAAAAGCACAUAUAUUCAUCUCUUCAGUCAAUGUAUAGUGAACAUAUUUUGCGAUGUCUUCGAAAAGGUUAACGAGAAAGUUCGUGAGCGAAUGUAUGCAUUACGGCUUACUUGGAAUGAAGUGUUCCCAUCACAAAAACUCUAUGCGUUGGACGUAAAGGUGAAGCGCAUAGACAAUAAUUGGCCAAUUACAGCAAAGCAAGCGCAACCGUCCAUCCAUGUGAAUCCGAAUUUUCUGAAAUCUGGCAACGUACAAGCCAGUGAUGUUGAGGAAAUCCUACAAGCUAAAACUCGCGAAUUGCUGGAAUUGAAAAAGCGUAAACUCGAGCUGGAAUUAGAGGCGACGAAAAAGAGUUUAGAAGAACAAGAUAAGCAUCUGACAAAGGUGACAAAUGGUCUGAUCAUGCCUCCAGAAGCAGCGAACACAGUGGUCGGCUUACGUAUGCCUGGUGUGCCACCGCAGAUAAUGCCACCUGGCGUAAUGCCGCCCGGUAUAAUGCCACCACAUCACAUGCAUCCACGCGCUCCGCAUUCAAUGAUGGUUGGUGGACCUACAAUGCCACCAGGUCCGCUGUUUCAUCCCAACUUUCAACAUCCGAGAUCGCAACAGCCACAACAGCAUAUGCCAGUCGGUAUGAUGUCGAUGCCGCCACAGAAUUUCCCGCCUGUAAGCAGUAGUAACAAACCGAAGGUACACCCUGUAAAUCCCGCACUAUUGAACACUAUUAGGCAUCGAGAUCCACGCUUGGCCCGCCAGCAACAACAACAACAAGAAACAAUAACAUCGAUGCGUGGCGCAUCAAAGUCUUCUUCUCGCGCUGCAGACGAUUCGCACAGGUCCGAUAGCAAGUCGUCAUCGUCGUCCUCAUCGACGGCGUACCGCAAUGGUGGCGGCAGCAGCAGCAGCAAAAGCAAUCGUAAUGACGGUUCCAGCAGUGCUGGUGGUGGCUCGGGCUCGGAAAGCAGACAUUCCUCCUCUUCUGCCAGCGAGCGACAUCGCAAAGGCAGCUCAUCACGUGAUAAAGACAAAGAUAAAGAUCGUAAACGUAGCGAAUCGAAGAGUUCAACAUCAUCAGGCGGCUCGAGCUCCUCUGAACGACAAAAAAUCAUUUCAUCUAUGUCUGCAAAUGUGUCCAGCAGCCGCAGCAGUAAAAAGUCAACAACCAGCAAAUGUGAUAAAGACGCUUUUGAGAUUGCACCACUGUCAACAACAUUCAAGCGUAAAUCCUCAACUACGUCCUUGCCCGGCAGUGAUACAUCGUCGCCGCGAAAAAAGGAGCUGAAACGCAAAACACAUAGUACACAUUCGUCACCAACCAAGCAUCGCUCCCGCAGUCGUUCGCCAAACGAACAAAUUGCUGGUAAGAGCGCUGCCAGCGGUGUCAACAGUACUAGCAGUUUGUCGGAUCGGGAUGAAAGGCGAGCGUUGCCAAUAUUUCCACCUAAAAUUCAGUUGAAGGGCCACGCAACCGAUUCGGAGCACGACGUGGACGUGGAGAAGAGUAGCAGUAAAAACGCCGCUACCAAUGUAGAAAACAAAAAUAUUAAAAUAGUGGCCGACGGAUGUUUGGCAAUCGCUGCGAAAACGGACAUUGACUUAAGGCAUUUCCCUCCAAUCGCCACUGCAUAUGUGCCAAAAUUAGAUCCAAACGUAGUAGCUUCUGAAGCGAAGCUGAAUGAUAAGAACACUACAGUAGCCAUAACUACAACAACAACAUCACCCAAAGUGUCGUUUAAAAUUCAGAAAUUGUAUAAUAAAUUAGACAAAUCUACAGCGCAACAACCAGCGACAACUGUUGCUCGCGAUAAUGACGACGAAUUGUCAACUACAACAACAGCAUCAACGGGUACAAUUGAGGCAGCAACGGCGGCAACGAAAGGUGCAUCAACAUUGAGAAAACCCGAAACUACUGGUGUUGAUGACGAAGAUGGCGCUGGCGCUGGCGGCGGUGGCGGUGCCGUUGUCGGAGUAGAUGAUACUGGUGUUAGUAGUAGUGCCAGUGUAAAACGUCACAUGAGUAUUGAUACGUCGGAGCAGCAGCUGAUUAAGCCAAAAGCACCACCGUUGUCGCCAGUCGCUUUCGAGCCUAUGGAUGUAGAUACCACUGGCAGCGAGGACAAAAAGCGUCUAUCUACAAGUAAUGUGGAUUUGGAGGAACCGCUUGCCAAGAAGAGUAAAUCAGCGAAAUUUGAUGCAUUAUUCGGUGAUGAAGAUGUGGAUUUGCGCACUGGCAUACCGCCACAGAUAUUGGCUGCACAGCUCCAGCAGAAACCACCGCGUAGUGCGAGCAAAUCACCGACACCACCGCCGCCGCCGUUUAUCACUGAUGAGCAACACGCGGAGAGUUGGAAUAAUUUGAAGACUGCAAAAACAACAAAAACAUCAUCACCGUUAAAGAAGACUUCAAAUCUGGAUGACGUACGCGCCAAACUGGCGAAAGCAACAAAAUAUAGCAAAUUAAAUAAAUCCGAAAAAUCGGCCAAAGACCCCUCUCAACGUCUUAAACUUUCGGAGACAGAAUUGAACGAUGACUCACAGGAUGCGAAUGAUGAAAAAAUACGCACGAUCGUUGCACAGGCACAAGAACUACUCGAAACUAAGUCCAUUAAUCAAGAUCAAUACAAGAAUCUCAUGCAGAAGGUGAUGUCCAUCAAUGAAACGAGCAAAUUAAAGGAAGCUAAGAAGCGUGAAUCACUUGGUGGCAAUGCAGCACACUCGAAGCAAAUUGACGACGAUGAGUCCGUCGAAGCGCAGCGUGCAGCUGCGGCGCGUGAAGCCGUGCUGAAGAAACGCAUUCCAAAGUUGAUUAGAAAUUCCAAAAGUGACAACACCGCCGCUUCUGCACCGGAUUUGGGCACAAGUGCCACUUCAACUAGAUCACCCCUUUACGAUGAUCGUAGCAAUGACAACAGCGACAUAAGUGCGCCGGCACGUUCGAAGCCGCAAAGAGAGAAACGGUUAAAACCUUCUAAGUGGGGCGACAAAGUGGAUGGCGCUGCUAACGCUGGUGGGCCAGGUAAUCCCAAUCACUCCAAGCCAUGGACGAAGGGCGGCAUGAUGAGGCCACAUCCUGUUGGUGGUUUCCGUGGUGCGCCGCCGCCCCCCACUAUGCCCAGUAUGCAUCCGCAAAUGCCUUGGCAAAUGCAACUGCCACCCGGUAUUGCACCAGUUCCACCGUUUGUUAAUCCAGGCCCAAUGAUACGCAGCAGCGUGCCGCCACCGCCACUGGCGCCAGUGCUGCCGAUUAUUCCACUGCCGCCCAACAUACCGAAGCCCUGUAACUCUAUCGACAAUCCACAAGCCGAUUUGGUGCGCACCAUCACUAUUGAUGGUCUGUUAAAGGAAAUACGCAUCUAUGAUCAGGUCGCGAUUGUAUUCAUGGAAUUGGACCAGCCGCGUGAAAUCGGAUUUCAGGCCGGUCAGCGUUCGAUUAUCAUUGAUGAUGAACCGCCAAUAGCGCUACAAUUCAAUGAUGACUACAAAACUUUCAGCAUUAAUGGCCAGCCGCAUCGGUUGCGUUUCGGAUUUCCAUCACGUGAGUUGUACAUUGACGAGCACUGGUACGAAAUUUACUUUGGUGGACCGCCGGUAUCGAUACCCAUACAAAAUAGAAUACAUAUACUAAAAGCUGAGGGUCCGCCCCCACAAGUGAACAUUGGUGCUUUGCGGCGCGACUUGGUUGUAGGCAAAAUCAAUAUGAUUGUGGAUGCGCACAUCGUUAUACCGUUGUUCCUAGAUGCGAAGCCGCAAUGCUUUAAAUUGGGUAACCAAGACCACACUGUACAAUUUGCGGACAAUUUAUUGACUGUGUUACUUGAUGGCGAACCUGCUAAAGUGGAGUAUGGUGGAUUGCCCAAAAGUUACGUUCUUGGCGGUGUGAGUUACUUCAUCCGAUUCGGCGCGCUACCGCAAGGCUUGAAAGCUGGCCAAAUUGUCAUUAAAGAUAUGAUUUAUGUGAAAACAGAGCCACCCAAACCAGAGCCUAUUGAACAAAUUACCGCGGCGCCGAAACAAGAGGUUAUUGAACCAACUGCUGAAAGUGUAAAAACGGAGCUGGAUGUUAAGACUGAAUCUGCAAAGAUUGAACAAGAUAUUGAUACAGAAGAGGUUAAGCCGGAGGCCGAGGUUGAGGCUCCCGAGAAUGAAAAGCCAGCGGUUGAAGUGAUUGAACCGCAAGUGGUUGGAACAGCGGGCAGCGGCAACUCGGCUAUACCAAUAUUCUCUGCAACGGCAUUAAAUCAGAUCAAUAUAGAUGAGCUUUUCCAAAAAUUAGUAUCUUCUGGCAUAUUGGGCGGUGCCGGUAGCGUCGUAGCGCCUAGUAACAAGGAUGCUGGUGUUUUGCCAUCAGCUGCCGCGCUUGAAGAGGAAGCGCCACAGCCGGUCGCCAUUAGGCCAAUCGACCUAUCCAAGUCGGAAACAGUCAAGACGCGACAAACGGCAAUUGUGGACACACUAUUUUCGGGCAUGCAGUGCAGCAGCUGUGGCGUUCGUUUUCCCCCCGAGCAGACCAUCAAGUACAGUCAGCAUUUAGAUUGGCAUUUCCGUCAAAAUCGACGCGAACGAGAUCUAUCGCGGAAAGCGCAUUCGCGUAAAUGGUAUUAUGAUCUCGCAGAUUGGGUGCAAUAUGAAGAGAUCGAAGAUUUGGAAGAACGUGAGAAGAAUUUCUUCGAAUCGCAGCAAAAUGACAUUGAAGCUUGCGAUGAGACAUCAAAUCAAAAGUGGCUAAAUUCGCCAGUACCAUUGAGUUGUCCGGCCUUGCCGGAAGAUGUCGAUCGUGCAUGUGAUAUGUGCCAAGAGAAAUUCGAGCAAUUCUACCACGAGGAAACUGAGGAGUGGCACUUGCGGAAUGCCACAAGGGUUGAGGAUAAAAUCUAUCAUCCGUUAUGCUACGAAGACUAUAAGGCUGCUCUCAAUGCCAAGGCUGAAGAAAAAGAUGAGAAGACGAAUGACAAAGAAGCAGAUGAAACAAACACAGAUGACGACGUAAUUAUUAAAAUAGAAGGUGACGACCAGAGCGAUGUUGAAGAUAAAGAUGCGAAUUCCACCUCCAUCGCAGUGGUGGAAGAUGAUGACGAUGAUGUUAUCGUGCUGCCGAAUGAAGAACCCUCGGUGACGGAAAUCGACGAUGAUGAUGAGUACGUACCGGAGAGUGUACCACCACAAAACGCAGUUAAUGAGCCCAUUGACAUUGAUGACGAGGACAAUGCAGAAGCAGCUGAUGCAGGGGCUGACGCUGAAGCCGCUGGAUCGGAUGUGGAAAUACAGGAGCCGAAUAUUCCAUUCACAGACUUGGAUACGUACGUGGAAAAAGAGCAGCCAGAUGCUGAUGAAACCUCACAAUUGUCAUUUAUGAAUGUAAAAAUAAAGGAAGAGCCUAAGGAUGAUGAUGAUGAAGAUGAAGAUGACGGUUUUGAGGAUGUAGGCACUGUGUUGAUACCGCCUGAUGAGGAAAUUUCUAUACAGAGCAGUGAAGAAACACAAACCCAAACGAUUACCUCAUCCACGUCGGGCAUGUCGCCCACUACCGAACGGCCACCUUCCUCACAAUCGCUUGUGCAAAGUGAUGCCACGGAAUUCGCCGAGGGUUCAGCAACAAAUGUAGCUGCAGCGCCAACUGAUUUGAAUGCCUCCAUUGACGGCAAUAACGGCACCGAAGACGAGCAUAAUUUGUCCACUGUUGGUCCAUCACCUGCGAUACCAUUGGCUAGCUUAGUUAAUAAAAUUAAAAUAAAUAUUGCUAAGAGUAGUAUAUCAGCAAAUAGUAGUAGUACUAGUAAUAACAAUAAUAAUAGUAAUAGUGGUAGCGCCUCAACUGCAAUAGCCUCCAGCCAUUCAAUGGGUGGUAGUCCAAGCAAAGCAUCAACCAUUUCUGAUGCGCAUACAGGCGACAAUAGUGACGGCUCUAUCGGGGGCGAAAAUACAGCGUCGUAUAGCAAUGUAUCGGCCAUAAGUGUUGUAUCCACGAUACCGGUUUUAUGUGGCGGCGGCACUAUGGGCGCGCGGACCACCACCGUUAUUCCGGUGUCAAGCAGCAGCAAUACGAAAAAUAUAGCUGCCAAUGAGGAGUCCAAUGUAAGUACGAUAUCUGUAAUUGGUAGCUAUAGUAGUACAUCGUCAGCGCCGCGCUAUUUCCCCCCGACCACAUCAAGUACAAUUGUACAGAAUAUUGUGAAGCGACAACAACCCACUACAACGCCGCCACCGCCGGCGCAAGAAGAACCAUUGCCGCAUGAAUUGAAAGAGUCAUUGAAAAAUGUCAAGCUGACAAAAACGAAAAAAGUACAGUGCGGCGUCGAAACAUCUGGGCUUUGUUCCGUUAUGUAAUCAGUGCAAGCUAGUCGACAGGGAAGCGUAAAAGCUGUUUAAAAAGUAGAAAAAAAUUAAGCGGGGGUUACGUUUAUUCAUUUCACAUGUGAAUGUGAAUUACACCUUUAUGCUGUUGUAUAUACACAUAUGUUCAUACAUAUAUACACAUUUCUGUAUGAGGUUAUGCGUGCAAAUGUGUUAUGUAUUAUAUUCCAAUUUGGGGGAAACUGCAUAAAAAUGGGAAUGGAUUGUUAUUUUAUAUCAACGUUUUAAAACAGCAACAAACAUAUUGAUGGUUUUAGUUUAAUUUUUUUAUCUUAAUUUAGAAAUGUAUACGAAGCUCUUAAUUUAAAUAA